This is a messenger RNA of Acanthoscelides obtectus, 3823 nucleotides long. NCBI's taxonomy places the organism in Eukaryota, Metazoa, Arthropoda, Insecta, Coleoptera, Chrysomelidae. The record is from the annotation of a GenBank genome assembly.
UGAUGGCAUUGUCAAUGUAAGCGUCAUUUCCGCAUAGUAUAAAAGCAAAAUAUCGUUUCCGGUUAUGCAUUUCGUUUUAGUGAGUGACCGCGUGGUGUUGUGACUACCUCACAACCCACCUAAUAUAGUGAGAACAUUAACUGAAAAAUACAAAAAAAAUAUAAAAGUACAAAGAAAAAACAAAAGAAAAAAAAGAAAAAAUGCGCAAAACAUAAAAGGAAAUAUUUAAAUAUAAGUAAUAUUUGUUUUCGUUUUAUGUGUUUUAACAAGGUAUUGUUAUGAACUUCUGUUGAAAUAAGACUGAUAAGAUGAAUCCCGGGGCCCCAAAUUACCCCAUGGCGUCCCUGUACGUCGGCGACUUGCAUUCUGAUAUCACUGAGGCAAUGCUGUUUGAGAAAUUUUCGACUGCCGGCCCAGUGCUUUCUAUACGUGUUUGCAGAGAUUUGAUCACUAGACGCUCUUUAGGGUAUGCCUACGUUAAUUUCCAACAACCUGCGGACGGAGUUCUAGAUACCUGAUGCUGAAAGAAAUAACAUGAAUCUUUGCUGCUGCAGUUCACUAGAACAAUGUUGACAAUUAGCUUUUGUUAUUGAAAGUGACUCAUUUCAUUUGUUAUUUGAUGACAUUGCAAUGUGUCAACAUUGACAAGAAUAAAAAAAUGAUAAGUGGGCUGUGUAAGAGUUGAUCCUAAAAAAUCUAGGGUCUCCCAGCACCUUUAGCAGCUUGACAAACUUCCUAGUUCCACGUAAGAAUAACAGCUCUUCAUUUUUUAGUAGUAAUAGUAUAUUUAUUGUAUACUACAGAUAUUUUUCUUGCUUUUUCCAAUAUAUUAUAUUAUGGGGAAUUACAUUUUUUUGACUGCUGUUCAUCCAUGUAUGAUGUGUCAUAACUGAUAACAAGCCUGAUAAGAUUGAAUUGGUAUUGAUAUUUAUGGAAUAAAUACACAUUGAUGCAUUCUGAACAGGCUUUGAGAAUUGAAAAAUUUGAAUCAUGUAGUCAUUACUUAUCACACAUUUUCAAAUGAUGCUUAAAAAAGGAAUGAUCAAUAACAGAAUCAUGCUUUCAUGUGUCUAUAAUUUAUUCAAAAAUGUUGGUAUUUUUUUGACUAGAAUGUGCCAUAUUUUAUUAAAUAUUCAAAUAGGUGUUUUCUAAAUAUGUUUUUAUAACAUACUAUAGGGCUUUGAUGAUUAGUAGUUGAAUUAUAAGCUAGUGAGUGUGCAAAAACACUCAACACUUACAGCCAGCCAUUUUGAAAGAUAGAGAGCAUUAUCUAGCUGAACGAGCCUUAGAUACUAUGAACUUUGACUUGAUUAAAGGAAGGCCUAUCCGCAUAAUGUGGUCACAACGAGAUCCAUCUCUGCGCAAAUCUGGUGUAGGAAACGUGUUCAUCAAGAAUUUGGACCGCUCAAUAGACAACAAGGCUAUGUACGACACCUUCUCCGCCUUUGGCAACAUUUUGAGCUGCAAGGUAGCUCAGGAUGAAAAUGGAACUAGCAAAGGCUACGGUUUUGUGCAUUUUGAAACUGAGGAAGCUGCAAACCGGUCUAUUGAAAAGGUGAAUGGCAUGUUGUUGAACAACAAGAAGGUCUAUGUUGGUAGGUUCAUCCCUCGGAAAGAAAGAGAAAAGGAACUUGGCGAGAAAGCCAAACUGUUCACCAAUGUUUAUGUCAAGAAUUUUGGAGAGGAUGUUGCUGAAGAACAGUUGAAGAAUAUGUUCGAGAAGUAUGGAAAAAUCACUAGCCUCAAAAUCAUGUACAAGGAGGAUGGAAAAUCGAAGGGCUUUGGUUUUGUGGCUUUCGAGAGCCCCGACGCUGCCGAGGCAGCUGUAGAAGCCCUGAAUGGCAAAGAAUUGAUCGACGGUAAACCUCUGUACGUCGGCCGCGCUCAGAAAAAAGCUGAAAGACAACAGGAGCUGAAGAGGAGGUUCGAGGCGUUGAAAAUGGAGAGGCUCAAUCGGUACCAAGGAGUCAACCUGUACGUUAAGAACCUUGACGAUACCAUUGAUGAUGAAAGACUUAGGAAGGAGUUCGCGCCUUUUGGAACCAUAACAUCUGCUAAGGUAAUGAUGGAAGAAGGCAGGAGCAAGGGUUUUGGUUUCGUCUGUUUUUCUUCACCCGAAGAAGCUACAAAGGCUGUGACAGAAAUGAAUGGUCGCAUUGUUGGAUCGAAACCUUUAUAUGUUGCUCUUGCUCAAAGGAAGGAAGACCGAAAGGCCCAUCUCACUUCUCAGUAUAUGCAACGUAUGGCGAACAUGCGCAUGCACCAAAUGGGUCAAUUCAUCCAACCGGGUGCUAGCAGCGGAUUUUUCGUACCGACUAUUCCAGCAGCGCAGCGGUUUCUACGGGCCAGCUCAGAUGGCGCAGAUCCGUACUAGCCCCAGGUGGCCAGGGCAAGCACCAGUCAGACCCGGUGGCCAAGCAGGAGCUGGCGCCUACGCAGGGAUGCCGAACGCGUUCCGCGCGGCUGCUCGUCCGCCCAACCAAUCGGCAGGAAUGCGUAGCAACAUGAACGUUACCAGGCCGAUGACCGGCCCCGGCCAGCAACCGACCGGCAUGCAGGGCCGCCCUCUGCCUGGCCAAUCGGCGGCCGGCGUAGUGGUGGCGCCUGGCAGCCGACCGACCAACUUCAAGUAUACGUCCAACAUGCGCAACCCGCCGCCGGCAAUGGGAUUGCAGCCCACCGCGCAGCCGGUGCAGCAAGCGGUACACAUUCAAGGUCAGGAGCCGCUCACGGCGACCAUGCUCGCGGCCGCGCCCCCGCCAGAACAAAAGCAGAUGCUCGGGGAGAGGCUGUUCCCUUUGAUUCAGAGGAUGUACUCGGAUUUGGCAGGUAAAAUAACUGGUAUGUUACUGGAGAUCGAUAAUACAGAGCUGCUGCACAUGCUGGAACACAACGAGUCCCUCAAAAAUAAGGUUGAAGAAGCUGUGGCUGUAUUACAGGCUCAUCAAGCUCAACUGGCUGCAACUCAAAUAAAAAAGGAUUGAGGUGCCAAGCCUCGACACUUAUAUUAUAAAUACUAUUAUAAAAUAUAUAAAAAAAAAUAUAAAAUUGCAAAUACGUCUUAAUGACAAAAAAACACAAAUAAAAAGCGAAAAUUCCUAUUAUAAUAAUCACUUACGACAACUAUCUGAAUGUAAAGUCCAUUCUUUCGUUAUUGUUUUGCUAUGUAUUGUUUUCGUUUACCGUUAUAUGUAAGUGUAUUAGUAUAGGAUAUAUUAUUUGUUAUAAGUAUAGCGUAAAUUUUUUAUUUGAAUUUCUGUUGCAAUGUCACCUGCAAUUUGUAUUACAAGGGUGACACCAUCCUAUGCAGACUAUAAUGUUGGUAAUUCAAUGAUUUUUUGAGGCUAUGUGCUACCAUGAGAACAAACUGCAUGUUAUGAUAAACUAAACUAGUGCUACGUGACUGUUUAUGUCAAAUCGACAAUUUCUAACAUUUAUUUUUUAUCUAGAGUGCAUUGUCCCAUCCGAAAUUGUGCUUAUUGACAUAAACAAAUGUAUUUCUGUCCGGAAGUUUUUAAGGUGUUCAUAUUCUCGCCAAUAUGGUAGCGCAUGUUUUUAAAUUUUUAUUGUAAUACCAAAACAUGACAAUGACUACAUUUUGUUUGAAUUUUCAAUAUAUUAUUUGCGAAAGCAUGUUUUCUACUGAUAAGCUCGUUUUAUCUAUUUUAAGUUACUUGUUACUUUAGGUAGGCUACGGCCGACGUUUUUAUAUUUAGCAUAUUAGUUUUAGUUGUUGUGUUAAUUUAUUGUAUUCUAUGGUUUGUGGAUUUUUAUCAGUUUCCAACAGAAAAUAAAGCUAAACAACGUAUUUGUUGAAUUUAUU